Onychostoma macrolepis is the source of this 7006-nucleotide messenger RNA. RefSeq names its product minichromosome maintenance complex component 3 associated protein (gene mcm3ap). Gene Ontology annotation, cellular component: cytoplasm; nucleus; transcription export complex 2. NCBI's taxonomy places the organism in Eukaryota, Metazoa, Chordata, Actinopteri, Cypriniformes, Cyprinidae. Gene Ontology annotation, molecular function: RNA binding. Gene Ontology annotation, biological process: mRNA export from nucleus. The record is from RefSeq and is a predicted model, not a curated record.
GGCCGCAAUCGCUCGAAACUCUCGUUGAAUCAAGGCUACAGUUCACGAAGAAGAGAAAUCAACAUCCUGUCUGACUGCGACGAGAACAGCACCGAGGUUUCAGAGGACGUUGGUCAUGACCAGCUGGUGAUUUGCCCAGAAUCACAUCAGUAAAUCGUAACAGUUGCUGUUUCAGCCAUCAUGAAUCCUUCAAACUUCUUUGGUAGACCACAAACUGCCUUUCAGGCACCAAACAACACUAAUCAAUCUGGAAACCCAUUUCAGUCCUUUGCCCAGCAGAACCCAGCACAGGGUGUUGGUUUUGGACAACCCUCUGCUUUUAGUCAGCCAGCUUUUGGCCAACAAACACCACAGCCACAGUCUGUCUUCGGCCAGACGCCUAGUUUUGGCCAGACCAGUGGGUUAUCACAAGGAUUGGGGCAGACGUCUUCAUUCGCUUUUAUGGGAACAACCCCAGCCUUUGGGCAGUCGAGUUUGGGUCAAGGCACACUUGGAUUUGGACAACCACCACCACCUUCAUAUUCUCAAGCUACAGGACAGAAUCAGAUGUCUGCUUUUGAUCAGACCUCUGCUUUUGGUCAGUCUUCGACAUUUGGUCUUUCCUCCAGUGCCUCGCAAUCUCUGACCAGCUUCAGCAGCACUGUUACCAACCAGCCCAGUUUUGGUCAGCUUUCAGCCCUCUCUGUACCCACUGCCACAUCUAGCUCCUCAACAGGGGGUAGGACUGAUAAUCCAACUGGUGGGAACCAGUUUAGUUUCAAGCCACCCAAUGAUGCCGUUUUCAAACCUAUUUUUAGCGUCAGCCCCGAACCUCCCAGCUCAAAUCUGUCUUCAGUUUCUGAAACUGUUGGAUCGUCCAAGCCUGUAACUAGUACUAUGGAGAAUUCCUCCAGUGGUUCGCUGUUCUCAUGUGUAAAGCCGAACGCUCUGGGCUUCAGCUUCUCACAGCCAGCAGCAGCUCCAUCUGUCUCAUUUUCCAAUGCAAAUUUUUCACAAAAGGAGACGCUCGGUGGUGGCAACAACAUUCAGUUCACCUUCUCUCAGCCAGCCAACCCUUCCGGCAGCAGUACGCCUGCUUCUCAGCCCACGACUCCGUCCACCUUCAGCUUCACAGCACAGAGCCUUCAGUCUCAAUCAGAUAGCAAAAUACCUGCGUUUGUUACUGGCAUUGGAUCCUUUGGAUUUGUGGUCCCAAAAACUGAAACGCCACAAAGAACGGAGGAUAGAGCAGGUGAUGUACAGACUAGUGGAGGAGAAGCGGCUUUUGUGGGUUUUGGCAUAAAACGUAAAGAGGAGCCAGUUGAUCCUAAUGCAACUAAAAGCGAUAGUAGUGAGGCUGGGGCAGAUGGACCAAGACAACCCGCCAAACGCCCGCUGCUGAGAAGCCGUGGCCCAGCUGGAGGGAUUUUUCGCAAUGCAUUGUCUGAGCUAAUAAAAUCCAAAGUCAGUCCAGUGAAUAGAGAAGAUCAUCUUCCAGAUAGACCAGAUCCACCCGGUCCAGGCAGUGAUGUGGCCACUACACCUCCAAGAUCUCAGGCUCCCACAGUGCUGAAAAAAGCAGAGGAAAUUUCACUCAUGCCUGAAGCACAGACACACACUCCAGGUAGACGUGCCUCUCGAAAGGAGAGCACAGACAGUUUGGGUGGUCUCUCUCCUACUGAUGCCACUGUUAUACAGUGCAAAGGCAUCCCACCCAACCUCAACAAGAAAGACCUCAUCAUACAGCAUUUUCGGCACUUUGGGAAAGUGCUUAAAGUGUAUUGCAGGACUCAGAAGAAUCUGGCCAUCGUGCAUUUCCAGGAUCACACAUCUGCAGCCAAAGCCAAAAAGAAAGGAAAGCAGUUCCAGAGGACUGAAAUUCAGAUAUUUUGGCAAAGGAAAAAGCAAAGUCCAAGUGAAAAAGCUGCUAGACCUUCAGAAGUCAAAGAUGUGACGGGGGACUCAGAGUCUGGGGCUGCAUUUUUGCAGUCUUCCCCUAGUCGCAAGCCUCUUCCCAGAGCAGUGCCCAUCAACACCACUAGCUCCCUUACUAAAAGCUCUCCAAUCCAAAAAUCGUCUGUUGCUAAAACACUCCAGUUUGAGAGUGAGGCACCAUUGGAGUCAGUCUCAGAGGAACGGAGCGUAGAACGACCUAUUAUUAACCUGCCCUCAGUACUGCAGCCUCUGAUUGGUCAGGUAGCUGAAACCGCAGAGGAGAGAUACCGCCUCCUAGAGCAGAGAGACAAGAUUUUACGUCAAGCUCGACCCAAAAGAACAGACCUGGAUAUGUCCAAAGUGUUUGUGGGAACAUGCCCUGAUAUGUGCCCGGAGAAAGAGCGGUAUAUGAGAGAAACCCGCAACCAGCUGAGCAUCUUUGAAGUUAUUCCAGAUACAGAGAAGGUGGAUCAUUUUGCAGCUAUCAAAGAGUAUAGCAGGUCUUCGGCCGAUCAGGAAGAACCACUCUCUCAUGAGCUUAGACCACUUUCUGUGCUAAGCAUGACUAUGGACUACCUUGUAACCCAGAUUAUGGACCAGGGUGAGGGCAAUUACCGUGACUGGUAUGUUGUCUGGAACAGAACCAGAGGAAUUCGGAAGGACAUUACGCAGCAGCAUCUAUGUGAUCCAGAAACAGUAUCGCUCAUUGAGAAAUGUACCCGUUUCCACAUUCACUGUGCCCAUCACCUCUGCCAGGAACCCAUGAUGUCUUUUGAUGCAAAAAUCAACAAUGAGAAUAUGACAAAAUGCCUGCAGAGUCUGAAGGAGAUGUAUCAAGACCUAGCUACUAAAGAGGUGUACUGCCCAAAUGAAGCAGAGUUCCGCCAAUACAAUGUGUUGCUUAAGCUCAAUGAUGGAGAUAUUCUUCGUGAGGUGCAGCAGUUCCGUAAAGAGGUACGGGAGUCUCGAGAGGUUGAUUUUGCUGUGCAGGCCUUUGCAGCACUCAACAGCAAUAACUUUGUCCGGUUCUUCAAACUUGUGAGUGCAGCUUCCUAUUUGAGCAGCUGCAUACUUCACAGAUACUUCAAUCAGGUGCGAAGCAAAGCACUGAAAAUCCUCAAUGUGGCCUUUACUGUUGGAUCCCAAAGAUCCACCAUUUUCCCAGUCGAAGACUUUGUCAGAAUGCUCAUGUUCCGCAAUGCCACUGAAGCCACAGACUUUAUUCAACAGUUUGGCCUAACUAUCAAUGAUGGCAUGGUAGAACUUAGUCGCACAUCCUAUCAGGAGCCUGAUUUCUCCUUACCGCAGAGGAAGUCUGUGGUCAUUGAGAGGAAGAGAACUGUUCUGAUUGGUGAGGUGGUGAACGGUGGACCACUGCCCAACCCACCCCAGCACAAUCCCGUUUGCAGCUUCGACUUCAACAAGAAGUACACAGGAGACGGUCUGUCUUCUGAGCCUCCACCAGCGGCCCUGAAGGCUCAUCCACAGAGGCAGGAGUUGAAGCCAUUGAUGGACCCUGACUCCAGGUUUCAGGUGACAACAAGGCUUCUGGCUGAACCACGGCUGUUUGUGGACCACUCUGGCACGACAGAGCCUGUAAAACCUGACGACAUGGAGGAAACCGGAGAGAAGAACCAAACAGAAUUAUCUCUACCUAUGGUGCCACAGCUGGUUUUCCAACCCAUAUUAGCCCCACAACCAGUCCGACCUCCAUCUCCUCCACCCAAGCCAGAACCAGCGUACACAGAUCAGGAUAUAAUAGCAGAGGUGGAUGCGGUGCUUAAUGAGGUAGUGGAAGCCGAGGUCUCUGAUAUAACUCAUGCAGCUGCUGAAUGUGUGUCUGCAGCCCUCAGUGUGAGUGACAGUGAGUUAGAAACAGUUGUGACUGAAGUCUUAAAUCAGCUGCUGAGGGAACUAUCUACGGCAGAGAUAAUCGCUGAGAAGGAGAGAAUCGCAGAGGAGAAACGCAAGCAGGAAGAAGCCAGGCGGAAGGAAGCUUUUCUUGAUCAGUUCAGCGGUGAGCUGUGUGCUAAAAUCAGUGACGAGGUGCUAACAGAGAGCAUUAGAGCGACCGCAGAGGCUGAAAUAAGGCUUGCUUUAGAAGAAAAGGCGGCUUGUAUUGCCCGCUGCUCAGCGGAGGAAUGCGACAGCAUAGUAGAGGAGACGCUGGCUGAGCAGUUGGCUGCAAUGACACAAGAUAUCCUGGACAACGAGUUGAGGCGCAUCUGCAAGUUCAUCAAGAGGUGGCGAGAUGUGGUAGCCGUGCGUCGUCAGCUAAAGAGACAGAUGCGUGGUUUCCCUGCAGCCCCUGGCUGUGUAGAUCCACGGUUCAAACUGAAGGCUCUCGUACCCAGUGCCCCUAUGAGCCCCUCUCUGGACCUCCUGGCCCAGGGGAUGGUCAACCUUGGUAACUCCGGGAACAUGGCGGUUUCCUGCACAAGAUUGCUGAAAAUGAGACAAGAAGCAGUUCAUCAAAUGAAAGUGUCCUACUACUACAAUCUCUUACUGAGUGAGCGUGUAUGGAUGCCUCUUGACCUGCCCACUCUUGUGGCAGAAAGCACCCCUAAUGCACCUGAUAGAAUCUUCUGGAAAGCCACACUUCUAUUGCCAAGCAACUGCGAUAGUGACAUAACCUAUGCCAGCAGGAUUCUGACAGACUGGCUUGAGGUUAAAUUGGGUAGAGGAAUCCAAUCUGAAGAGAGUGAGAAAGAACUCAAAGGGCAACUGAAAACACUGUGCAUUAGUCACAGCUUGACAAAUAUUAGGGGACAGACUCACAAAGUUCACAUUGCUAUAAAAGCAUGCCAUGGCCCUCUGAGUGCAGAAGACCAGUGUCUGCUGGAGGAACAGAAGGAGCUCCAUGGUACCAACGCUCUGCUGAUGCUACUUCCCUCUCUUAACAGUGCUGGACAGGGUGAAGAGGAUGAAGAUGUGUCCCUGCUCUCUGCACUCCUUCAGCUGAGGCAGGUGCAGCAGGCCAGCUGCUGGCACUCUCCUGUACCACUGGUUGUGGUGGUUACUGGCAACCAAGAGGGCGGUACCAAUGAUCAUGGUUUGGAAGAAGCACUCAUGUUGAAUAUGUUAGUCAAAGAUGGUCUCAUCUCUGAAUACAUCUUUGUCCACGUACCAGCAACCCUCACUGACCUGCAAGGCUCCGAGCAGAUGAGUCAUGUCAUCAGGUGGCUUGCCGCCCGUUCUCCCGCUGGCCCAGCCCUGUGCUCUCAGACCCUGCUGCAGGUUGUUGAGUUAGGCCUGUGCCGUGAGUUCUACUCCAGACUACAACGAGACAAGCGGGACAGGAAACAUGCAGGUCUUCCGUCUCAGCACCCGGAGCCUAUCGUGCAUCUCUGUAACAGUGUGCUGAGUUUCAUAGCAGGUGUGGUUUCGUCAGAGCAUCUGUCCAGUCUCUGCUGGCCACCUCCUGAAUUCUCUCUCCCCGAGAACAGUGAGCUGAUUCCUCACCAGGCUUGGAACUCUCCAGAACACCUGGAGUGGCUGAAGAGAACCAUCCUCAGCCGGCAACUUCCUGAGUGGGAUCUGCCUCCAAUUGGUGCCUCCUGGCCACAUUUGUGUGCCUCGAUAUUCCAGUACGUAUCCCAGAUCCCUACCUCACCCUUAAGCCAACCUAUUCUAAUGUCCCGCCUGGAGAACCUGCUAAGAAGAGUGAACUACCAAUACUUUCAUGUGAGUGAUGCAGAUGAGGAUGACUAUGAGACGACUGGACCGUCCUUUCACGAAAUUCCUUGGGACGAUAUCAUAAGCCUGUGUGUAGAGCAUCGUAUGAAGGACUGGAGUUUGGAGACUCUGGUGGCAAAAGAUGCCCUCAUGGAUGAUGGUGAGAUUUUUGUAUAUUUUAACAAAGACAGCCUGAAGAGUUUCCAACCUCCUCAUAGCUGGAUAGAGGCUGUGAAACAGACAUAUCGGGAAAAACAGCAGGCCUCAGAAGUGUCAAAAGUCAGGCCCCUAACCACGGCCAGACAUUUCCCCAAACAGAAGCUUUUUCAGAGUCACAUAAUCACAGAGGAAUGGCCUAUUGUUCGUGAUGCUGCACAAAUUCCCAUAUCGCAGCACUUUGAACAGAUUAUCUCUUCCAUUCGCGAUAUGAACGCUGAGGGCCAGAGGAUCGGAGAGCAGAUACAGCGUCGGAUUGAAGCAGAUCCUUUACGCCCUUCAUCGUUUACGCCCUUUACGCCCUUCAUCUCUAUGCCCGUAACCAUGACCCCCUCCCGAAAGCUCCCUGCUGCUGGCACUGUCCACAUACAGGAAACACAAACAGCUGACCUGGUUAAGAAAAUAUCAUCUCCUUGCAAAAGACUCUUUGAUGCAGACAGCACACAUAAUCCCAUAAUGGAGCGACUUCAGCGUACUCUCUUAAAUGUUCAGGAGAUGAAUGCUGAGGGCCAGAGAAUUGGAGAGCAGAUUCAGCGCAGAAUUGAAGCAGAUCGCUUGUCCUCUGCCUCUUUUCCUCUCUUCCUCCCCUCCACGCUCCUCUCUGCGCCUCCCCUAGUUAGGACUUCCUCUUCCAAGCGCCCUUCUGCUACCAUCCACCUACAAGAAGUGGAAACGAAAGAUUCUGUUGAAAAAACUUCUGCAUCUUUUGAAAAAAACAGACCGUUAUCUUUGUUCCAGCGUUUGCAGGACUUAAAAAGAGAGUUGUCAAGUCAGAAGGAGGAGGAACGUGUGUGUGACCUCAAGCUGAAGUGUCUUUUAGACAUUGUAGAAAACUGAAGAUGUUUGAAUAUAACAGCAUCUGCUGAAUGCCUCUUCUAGUCUCCCAAUUUGAAAGAUUUUUGUAAACAUUUGUCUUUUGUCUGCUGCUUAUUGGUCUCAGCUGUUUUAUUUUUGCAGUUUUAAAUUUUAUAUUUUUUUGAUUAAAAUGCUUAAGUCAUGUGCCUCAUCCAUUAGGUUUAAUUAAAUCUUAGUGUGUGUAUCUCCUUGUACUUUAACAGUAAUUUAGAAUUUGUUCAUUUGUUUUCAUACAUACUUUUCCCUCUUUCUGAAUAAUAGAGUUAAAUGUAUUUUGUUCAUCCCAAUAAUUCUGUUGUAUUUAAAUGUAUAUUUUUGGACAACCAUAAAGAUAGUUUUUAUCAAA